AUAAUCACAAAAGCGGCAUCGAGAAUUUUGUGAAAUAUUAAAUAAUAAUAUUAAAUAAUUAAAAAUAUCCCAUAGACACGACACAACAGAAAGAAAAGAACAGAGCAGAGGAGAGAGAAAAUCGAAAGCAUCGAUAUUUUCUGUAACGGAACGUUUUUGAGUUCGUUGAUAGCUGUGUAGAGCCGAAAACCGCCAUUCAUUUUCCAAAGAGACAGAGAGGUUACAACCUUGACGUCGUUAGUUUCUCCGCCUUAAUUUUCAUCUUCUUCUGUAGAAAUUAUCUAUAAACCUCUUUUUAAUAUUAAGCCUUUUGAGAGAAACAAACAACGCUUCGAUUGAAAAGCGCUUCGCGUAAACGGCGAUCGAGUAACUUAAAACGACAUUUGGAUCGGUGGUUCGAUCUGCUUUUUUGGGGAUUUUUUUGUCGUUUGUGGAAAACCUAGACGCGAAAAUGUGGUGGAUGAUGGGGGAAUCUGGAGGGAAUUACUGUUCCAAAAAGAGUGAUGAUUUGUGUAGCAAUGUUUGUGGUCAGGAAUCAAGUCAAGCUUCGAGUAUGUCAAGAAUCCGUUGCAUUUUGCGCGGUUUGGAUGUGAAAACGUAUAUAUUCCUGUUUGCUUUUGUUCCAAUGUGCAUCUUUGGAAUAUAUAUACAUGGACAGAAGAUCUCUUACUUUCUGCGGCCACUAUGGGAAAAACCACCCAAGUCUUUUAAUGUCAUCCCUCAUUACUAUAAUGACAAUGUUACCAUGGAGAAUCUCUGUAGACUUCAUGGCUGGGGAGUUCGUGAGUACCCAAGGCGUGUCUAUGAUGCUGUCUUGUUUAGUAAUGAGAUAGAAAUACUUACUUUGCGUUGGAAAGAACUGUAUCCCUAUAUAGCUGAAUUUGUGCUCCUUGAGUCAAACUCUACAUUUACUGGAUUGCCUAAGCCUCUGGUGUUCAACAGCAAUAGGGAGCAGUUCAAAUUUGUUGAGCCCCGGUUAACUUAUGGGACUAUUGGUGGGAGAUUUAAGAAAGGAGAAAACCCAUUUGUUGAGGAGGCAUAUCAACGUGUGGCAUUGGAUCAGCUCCUUAAGAUUGCCGGUAUUACAGAUGAUGACUUAUUGAUUAUGUCUGAUGUGGACGAGAUACCAAGUGCUCACACUAUUAACCUCUUGAGAUGGUGCGAUGAAGUACCUUCAGUCUUGCAUCUACAGCUGAAGAAUUAUCUUUAUUCUUUUGAGUUUCUUCUGGAUGAUAAGAGCUGGAGAGCUUCGAUUCACAGGUAUCAAUCUGGCAAGACAAGAUAUGCUCAUUACCGCCAGUCCGACAACAUGCUGGCAGAUGCUGGGUGGCAUUGCAGCUUUUGCUUCCGCCGGAUCAGUGAUUUCAUUUUUAAGAUGAAAGCUUACAGCCACUAUGAUAGAGUUAGAUUCUCUCACUAUUUAAAUCCCGGCAGAAUUCAGAAAGUAAUAUGCGAAGGGGCUGAUCUAUUCGAUAUGCUGCCGGAGGAGUACACCUUCAAGGAAAUUAUUGGUAAAAUGGGUCCAAUACCCCAUUCAUAUUCUGCAGUUCACUUGCCUGCUUUCCUUCUGGAAAAUGCAGAGAAGUACAAAUUUCUCUUGCCUGGGAAUUGCAUGAGAGAGAGAUGAUAUGAGAAAAUCCUUCAAUGGUCUAUGCUUAUUGCUAAGGUUGUAGCUUGUGCAUCCAGAUGAAGUGGUUCUUGGGAGGGUCUAGCUGAGGUUGUGAUAAUUGGUGUGUCUACUACUAUCCAGUGAGAUAUUCUUUGGGAAUUCAUUGAGUUCUUGAGACAAAUUCUUUGAUCAUCUAGGGGGGGAAAUCUGUAUAUAAUUUAGAGUUGAACUUCAUUCAAGGGGGAGCGGCAUCUAUCUAUUCUAACCAGCGAUUGAAAGUGCAGCCUGCCUUUGUGAACUUCUGUGUUUAUUUGGUAUCAGUAUGGCUGAUCCCCAGAUAUACAGUAGAGUAGAUUAAAAUUAAAAUGCCCCAUCUUUUUUCCUGUUUGGAAAGUUUUGUUUUGCAGACCCAUUAUUAUUCUUAUUAUUCUUUGUCUAUGAUAAAUAUGUCUAAUUUGGUUGCUUGGUCCA
This is a messenger RNA of Lathyrus oleraceus (garden pea), 2080 nucleotides long. RefSeq lists its product as uncharacterized. Gene Ontology annotation, cellular component: membrane. The record is from RefSeq and is a predicted model, not a curated record. Bases 452 to 1627 code for a protein of 391 amino acids. Gene Ontology annotation, biological process: N-acetylglucosamine metabolic process. Lineage: Eukaryota; Viridiplantae; Streptophyta; Magnoliopsida; Fabales; Fabaceae. The transcript has 2 exons. Gene Ontology annotation, molecular function: beta-1,4-mannosylglycoprotein 4-beta-N-acetylglucosaminyltransferase activity.